Messenger RNA from Homarus americanus (American lobster), 908 nucleotides. It is a transcript of the gene sing, whose product is annotated as protein singles bar-like. Gene Ontology annotation, cellular component: membrane. Bases 183 to 773 code for a protein of 196 amino acids. The record is from RefSeq and is a predicted model, not a curated record. The transcript is spliced from 5 exons. NCBI's taxonomy places the organism in Eukaryota, Metazoa, Arthropoda, Malacostraca, Decapoda, Nephropidae.
GACUGCUGCCCAAAAUAGCUCUCGGUAGGAGAUGGCACCUUCACUGUCACCGCCUCUGCCCCUUGCCUUGCCUUGCCAGUACCUCACCUCCGCCCCACCGACCACAACCCCACCCAGGUCUACACGGCCCUGCACUAUCAAUCUAGCUUCUUUGAGACGACGGAAGACUCAAAAUCCACAGCAUGCGACAAGGUCCUUCAGUAGGGUGGAGUAGUGGUGCUGUACGUCCCACUGUAAUUCAGCCCUCAGCCUAUUCUAACAGGGGAGGUGGAGAGGCUGGCAUAAACUGUAUCUGCUGUACUUGCUGCUCUUGUAUCCACCUCGGUGUCCUGAGAUCUAAGUUCGGCUGGCUCAAGAUCAUUCAGCUGUUUCUGUCUGCAAUCUGCCUAUCACUGACACUGAACUACGGGUUACCUCACAGCUCAAAAAUUGGAGAAUCCUUCACAUUCUUUCUGGUCACCAUCUCCGCCUGCAUCUUUGUGGUGUGCCUCCUCACCUUCUGCUACAUCAUCUCGGCCAACUCCUUCCAACUCAUCCGUUCUUCUGUUCUGGAAAUAGUGUUCAACACCUUGGCCUGUAUCCUCUACUUGACAUCUUCAGCUUAUGUAUCCUGGUCAGUCCAAACCUUUCUAUGGAUCCCUUACUUGACUAGACCAUACUUCACUGUCUACCCAGCCAUGACGGCUGCUUAUGCACUUGGACUGGUGUUGGGAGUUGUUCACGGUAUAGACGCUUGGCUGUCCUAUAAACAGUUUCCAGGUCGACCAUGCUAGCUUUCACCAUAUUAGAUAGGGAGGUACACUACAGGUAUUCUCGACUAUUUGACUAAAGAUCGUGCUUUAAUAUAUCCUCCAUUAAAAACUUUUAUACUUCAAAAUCUUCAGUGAAAUAAUAAAUUUAAUAUAAAA